This is a messenger RNA of Ostrea edulis (European flat oyster), 1996 nucleotides long. Its product is annotated as 26S proteasome non-ATPase regulatory subunit 3-like. NCBI's taxonomy places the organism in Eukaryota, Metazoa, Mollusca, Bivalvia, Ostreida, Ostreidae. Gene Ontology annotation, biological process: ubiquitin-dependent protein catabolic process; regulation of protein catabolic process. Gene Ontology annotation, molecular function: protein binding; enzyme regulator activity. Gene Ontology annotation, cellular component: proteasome complex; proteasome regulatory particle, lid subcomplex. The record is from RefSeq and is a predicted model, not a curated record. The transcript has 2 exons. Bases 65 to 1666 code for a protein of 533 amino acids.
UUAUGUAUAAGAAAAUGCGUUUUUAGUUCUAGUUUAUCUUUAUGCGCAUGAAUAUUUUUUAUAUAUGUUUCACUUCCGGUUUGAACUUUCAAUUGUGCUUUUUCAUAGUGGCGACGACAAGUGGUUGAUAAGCCAUUGCCUUCAGGUUGUCAACAACAUGGUGAAGAACGUGGACGUGGAGAUGAAGGACACAUCAAGUCCCAAAAAGAAUGCAGACAAAUCUGAAGCUUCCAAUGGAGUAGAGGAGGAACCUAAAAAGGAUCCUGACCUCCUGACCCUUGAGGAUGUCAGAGAACAUGUACGUCACAUAGAAAAGGCUGUUGCUACGAAGGAGCCAAGAUACAUUUCACGCGUUAUUCGUGGUUUGGUAUCCAUUAGGCGUAGAUUGAAUCCUCUUGUUCUUCGCAAACUUUUGCAAGGGUAUAUGAAUUCUCAGGUGGCUUUGAAAGAGGAAUUGUUAGAGUUUGUAGUAGAUUCGGGGCCUGAACCCAAUGGAAUUGCUUCCUUCAGACCUAAGUCAGGAAAGCUGGCAACUUUACUGCCUGAAGUAGAGACCUAUCUUCACUUGCUGGUUGUGAUAUACCUAAUAGAUCUGAAGAAAUAUCCGGAGGCAGUAAAGUGUGCAGAAUCGUUAGUACAGAAAGUAUCUGCUCAGAAUCGUCGAACUCUAGAUAUGCUGGCUGCCAAAUGCUACUUCUACUAUUCUAGAGCCUAUGAGCUAACUCAGCAGUUGGAUAAGAUUAGGACAUUCUUACAUGCUCGUCUAAGAACAUCAACACUACGGUCAGAUUUUGAAGGUCAAGCCAUGCUUCUUAAUUUGCUCCUUAGGAAUUACCUGAAUUUCAACCUGUUUGAACAAGCGGAUAAGCUCGUCUCAAAGUCAACUUUCCCAGAGAGUGCUUCAAAUAAUGAAUGGGCACGUUUUCUUUACUACAUGGGUCGAAUCAAAGCUGCACAGCUUGAAUACUCUGAAGCACAGAAAUAUCUGCAGCAGGCGCUAAGAAAAGCCCCACAGCAUAGUGCUGUAGGAUUCAAACAAAUUGUUCAGAAGCUUUGUAUUACUGUGGAGCUUUUAAUGGGAGAUAUUUCGGAUCGUCAUCUCUUCAGACAGCCGUCCAUGAGGAAAACCCUGGCUCCCUAUUUCCAGCUUACCCAGGCUGUGCGGACUGGAAAUCUGGCCAAGUUUAAUGAAGUUCUGGCAAAAUUUGGUUCCAAGUUCCAAGGAGAGGAUACAUACACAUUGAUCAUUAGACUUAGACACAAUGUGAUUAAAACAGGCAUUCGAAUGAUUAACCUGUCAUAUUCUCGUAUUUCACUCACAGACAUUGCACAGAAGCUGAUGUUGGACAGUCCGGAAGAUGCAGAGUAUAUAGUUGCGAAAGCCAUCCGUGAUGGCGUUAUUGAGGCCAACAUUGAUCAUGAGAAAGGUUUCGUUCAAUCAAAGGAAACCAGCGACGUGUACACAACCCGAGAACCAAUGGCUGCUUUUCACAGUCGUAUCACUUUCUGUCUUGACAUUCAUAAUCACUCCAUCAAAGCCAUGAGGUUUCCCCCAAAGUCCUACAACAAAGAUUUGGAAUCGGCUGAAGAGAGGAGAGAACGCGAACAACAGGAACUAGAAAGUGCUAAAGAAAUCGCAGACGAGGACUUUGAUGGGUUCCCUUGAAUAUAAAGUGUUUUUACAAGGCCCCCCAAAAUACGUGUGUUUGCAAUUGCAUCCUGAAAAAAAAGUACCAGUAAUAUCAAUAGGUCCAUAUGUUCUUGUGAUCUUUUUCACAAACUGCUAUGAAUUUUGUAAUCAUUGAAAUUUUUAAACAGUAUGAUGAAGUACUAAACAAGCAUUGACCUAUCUCUAUAAACUUUUCAACAAAUGUAGGAAAGUUUUGUUUCUAAGCUAAAGUGUUGUGGAUGGUAACAGUCAGCACACCUAUUUUUUGGCCUAAUUUAUAAUUGAUUGUACUGUAUUUUCAGUCAUUAAAUAUCUAGUUCAAAUGAA